UUGAUCGUCGUGCUUAUGGCUAGUGGAGCUGAAGAGAACGUCUUUCUGGCACAGUUGACUUCUGAAGGGGCAAGGUCUCCUAAUGGAGAGAAUAUCUUUAAAUGUGAUUUCAAAUUUGGACCUAAUGAGAUUACUCCAAUGGGGUUAAGACAGCACUAUCUUGUCGGAUCAGAUUUGGCAACCAAUUAUGCUUCCAACCUUAAAUUGGAUAACAUCUAUAGUCCAUGGCAAGUAAAUGUGAGAAGUACUAAUCAUAACAUGACUUUGAUGGCUGCUCAAGCAGAAUUGGAAGCAAUCUUCCCUCCUAACACUAGACCUGACUUGACAGCAAAUCAAGCUGGACUAGCUGUACCUCCAGGUGAUAAUGGAAUCAUUGACUCUGAAAUUAAAGCACUUAAAAAUAAGAUUAUGCCAUUAAACUUCCAAACUCUACCAAUCCAUGCUAUGGAUUUCCAUAAAGAUACUGUUCUUAUGGGUGAAUGGUGUCCUGAAAUCUAUCAAAAGAAUGAAAAAAAUGUAAAAGAUUCUGAAUGGCAGAAGCAAAUAGAAGAGAAAUAUGCUGAUGCUCUCACUAAAUUCAGGACUUUCAUGGAGAAGGAUGACCUCACUAUUCAUCAAAUCUACUCUCACAUUGAUGCUCUAAAUGCUUGCUCCUUUAAUCUUGAUACUUUCUCUAAAGAAAUUGAUUCUGUUAAGAGUCAACUUCUUGCUUUUGGAUUUGAUUACUUGGAACAAUACUGGAGUUCAGAAGAGUCCAGAAAAAUUUUCGUUCACGGAUUCUUCACUGAUUUACAAAGAUAUUUGGAAGAUGCAAAGAAGCAAUAUGAUGAUUCUAAUGUUGAUAACUAUAAUAAGAUGAAGCUAGGACUUUACUUUGGAACUGUUGAGACUACUUAUGUUAUCUCAAGACAUCUUGGAUUCAAUCACCAGCAACUCCCUCAAUUCGCUUCUCAGUUGCUAGUUCAUUUGAAUAAAGAUUCUGAAAAGGGAUAUCUAGUAUCAAUUGAAUACAAUAAGGAACUACUAAAGCUUGGAGGAGAAUGCAAGGAUCAAACCUCAUGCGAAUAUACCAGCUUUAAUUCCUUGGUAUCAGAAAUUGUUGCUGAAGCAAACUUACUUAGUAGUUGUUCAUCUCCUAAACAUACUCUUUUGCUUAGUGAGAAUCAGAGCGCCCAAUCAAACAGAUCAUUCACCCUGCAUUUCAUUGUAGCUGUAUCUAUCCUUGGAUUCAUCUCUCUUAUUAUUGGAGGAUUCCUCGGACAUAAGGCAGCUCAGCAUGAAAAUAAGAAGAGAAGAAUCCAUGUCAGAGAAUCGGACCCAGAAGCUUUAUUGAGCUAA
This is a messenger RNA of Moneuplotes crassus, 1338 nucleotides long. The record is from the annotation of a GenBank genome assembly. NCBI's taxonomy places the organism in Eukaryota, Ciliophora, Spirotrichea, Euplotida, Euplotidae.